Messenger RNA from Dermacentor albipictus, 1088 nucleotides. RefSeq names its product peroxidase-like protein 2. NCBI's taxonomy places the organism in Eukaryota, Metazoa, Arthropoda, Arachnida, Ixodida, Ixodidae. The record is from RefSeq and is a predicted model, not a curated record.
UCCAGCAUGGCACAAGCUUAUAGGAAAAGGGCUGCUUCUCGGAGGCGUCUUAUUUACCAAAGCUAUAACUUGUGCUUAAAUCUGUUGCGUACUUGAAUAAACAUUUAGGCAAUUGUAGGAGAUGCAGACUCAUCUACAGCACGUUAAAAAGACUUUAAUAUAACUCGAGUGUUCAUGUAGUAUGCGACGGCCAAAGAAUAGCAUGCGGGAGAGGGAGUGCAGUAUGCCAUGCUGCCGGCAGCCCGAGUGCCUUGCUCAUUGUGGUCAAGUGAACAAUUCUGCAACUGAAGGUACAGCAGGCAGGCUUGCCGCAAAAGCCCGACCAUUGCGGCGGAAUCCGAAAGGACCUAAACACACCAUCCGUAAGCCUGGGUCUCACGCAACUGGUAAUCGAGGCAAACCCGGCCGAGGAGGCCCGAAGAAACCUGGCCCGAAGAAACCGGGUAAAACUGGGCGAGGGCCCCGGAAGAAGGAAACUAAGCUAAAACCGCACGGGAGUGGUUCACAGAAUUCAGGUAAUGAACAUAUACACGACCACAUUCCGAUGGGGGGACCCGGAGAAUAUGGAGGAUACGGUGGCAUGGGUGGUGGAUACGGAAUGAUGGAUCCGAUGAUGGGAGGAAUGGGAGGCAUGGGUGCAUCGAUGCUAAUACAGCAAGUGGGAACCACGUUAGGUGAAACGGCGAAAACCAUAGCGACUACAGUUGUGGAGAGCAAACGUGAAAGUACGAGCUCUGACGCGGGCGAUGAUGGCGGUGCAAGCGGAUCGGAUUCAGACAAGGAAAACAAAGGUGAUAAUGAGAAUUCCAAUGACGAGAAGACUAAAGAGGGAGAGAAACCACGUGAUAAUGAGAAUUCCAAUGACGAGAAGACUAAAGAGGGAGAGAAACCACGUGAUAAUGAGAAUUCCAAUGACGAGAAGACUAAAGAGGGAGAGAAACCACGCACUUGAGAAGCAGGCAUCGAAAGGACCUUGAAUUUGUUCUUUUCUUGCAGUUGCAAAGAUGUUAACAUUGCCUACGUUUCCACAGAGUAGGUGUGAAUACGCCUGGAAAAGAAGAGUAUUAUAUGCUGCCUAAAUAAAUGUC